Caenorhabditis bovis is the source of this 1335-nucleotide messenger RNA. NCBI's taxonomy places the organism in Eukaryota, Metazoa, Nematoda, Chromadorea, Rhabditida, Rhabditidae. The record is from the annotation of a GenBank genome assembly.
AUGGCUUUAACAGCGUCAAAUACUCUUGAAUUCAAAUGGACUUCUCCAAGAAGCUCUCGGAGCUCAUACAGAACAGACAUCGAUCAGAAGAUUUCUAUAGACAUGAGCAAUACUUAUUGCGAUCAGGUUCUUGGUCCUCUAUAUUCAUAUAUGAUGAUCCUUGGUCUAAAUCAUACGCAUAGUAGCGCUAGACAAACCGCAUGGAAAUGGCCGCUGACAAUCUACAAUUACGUCACACUGAUGUUGCUAACGGCCGCAACAAUCCGUCGAAUCUUGCAAAUCAAACAAAAAGCUGAAGGCGCCGAACACGACGCUGCCUUCCAUGUUUUGAACCCUACAUUUGUGCUCACAUUGUGUCAUGCUCUAUUAAUGUUUAGCGGUCUUGCAGCUUCAUACCUAUUACUUGAGCUUCAAAAAGACAGAAAGAAGAUGUAUCAUGUUCUCGAUCAAGGUCUCGGAAGAAAUCGUGACGAAAAGCAUGACAAAAAACAUUUCAAUUUGAACAAAUUAUUCAUUUCCAUUAGUUUUUUAUUUGCCUCUGCUUUAUCAGCAAUUCAAGUUUGUACAAAAUUGAAAUACAUUGAUCUACCAGACACGCCAGAUCUCAUUAACAAAACUCUACCAUUCAUAAUACUUGAGUGCUACAUUAUAUUUAUCGCAUCCAGUUCAAUUUCCCUUCUCGCGAUAUUGUUCUUUCAACUCUGCCGAAUAUUGCAAUUCUCAAUUGGAAAACUAAUUGAAGAAAUGGUUCCGAAAGUAAAAGAAGAAUGUCCAUUACCGGAACAGAGUUUGCAACAAAUCCACGACGUUCAAAUUCAUUAUCAAGAAAUCUCGAACGCUAAAUUAUAUAUCGAAACCAAAUUCUCAUUCCCACUUUUCUACUCAUACGGCUGCUGCAUACCGCUAACAUGUCUUCUUGGAUACAUCGCAUUUCGUAAUGGAUUGCAGGCUGAUAUGGCAGAAACUUUUUCGGUAAUGAUAUGGCUUAUCAAUACAAUGCUUGCUUUGAUGUUGUUCAGCGUCCCGGCUUUUAUGAUACAUGAAGAAGGUGAUAAACUUCUUACAGCAUCCUUUAAAAUGUAUUACGAAACUCUCUGUGAAGAGAGAGAUUUAUUGGUCUUGUCUCAAAUGAGCUUCCUAUCAUUUCAAAUGCAUGCUACAAAACUCACCCUUUCUGCCGGACAUUUCUUCCUGAUGAAUCGUAAAAUUUUGAUUAGUCUGUUCUCUGCAAUAUUCACCUACUUUCUAAUUCUUGUGCAACUCGACACGGAGAAAGAAAGGGCGAGGGGCUGUCAGAAUCAGUCAAAUAUUUUGAUAGUUCAACCACCAAAAUGA